Molecule: messenger RNA, 171 nt
Organism: Pleurotus ostreatus (oyster mushroom)
Lineage: Eukaryota; Fungi; Basidiomycota; Agaricomycetes; Agaricales; Pleurotaceae
Gene: RPS29
Product: 40S ribosomal protein S29
Exons: 3
Coding region: 1-171 (56 amino acids)
Biological process (GO): translation
Cellular component (GO): cytosolic small ribosomal subunit; ribosome
Molecular function (GO): structural constituent of ribosome; zinc ion binding
Source: RefSeq, a predicted model, not a curated record
AUGACACACGACGCCGUCUGGUUCUCUCGUCCCCGCAAAUACGGAAAGGGUGCCCGCCAAUGCCGCCUCUGCGCCCAUCAAGCUGGUCUCAUCCGCAAGUACGGUAUUGACCUCUGCCGUCAGUGCUUCCGCGAGAAGUCUGCUGCUAUUGGCUUCUCCAAGAACCGAUAA